GUCUGCAGGUUGCCCGAAGACGAAGUGGGCUGAAGAGAGACAACGUAGUCAUAGUUAGUAGAAGUAGAGCGGCCAUAGCCGCUGUAAUGUUAGAGGUUAGUGAGCGUGUACAAGGACCACUUCUUAAAGUGCAAGUGUGGUUUAGAGCGUGUGACCCGCUCGUUGGACGCGGAGGAGAGGGUGAGGAGGAUGGAGGGUAUUCGAAUGGGGACGAUGCAGGCGGAAUCCCUUGUCGGAGGGAGGGAAGUGCGGGUGCUGGUCCGAGCAGUGCUCCCUCUCGGAGCAGCUUGGUCGCCCAAUCCCCGACGGCGAGCAGGCCCCCUGUUCCAGCUGUUGGGGAGUCAACGACACCGACGACAUCCAGGAACGCUGCACCCUUGGUCGGACGGCCGACGAGGCAAACGCUGAUCGAGGAGGCGGACAACAUCAUCACCCGGAAUGAGCAGACCAGCAGACACCUGGAUUGUUUCCUGAUUUGCACAAAUCAACCGUUCAGCUUGAUUGAGAACCACUACUUCCUUCAACUCAUCGACGCAGUUAAGAAGAGCCAUCCUAGUUGGUGGUCGUGCAAGAGGGACGAGAUGAGGACGAAGCGGUUGGACGGGCAGCACAAAAUUGUUGGGGAUGAGAUGAAGAGUCUUGUGAGGAGGUGGGAGAGGACGGGCUGCACGCUGCAAAUGGACGGGUGGUCGGACAGGAGGAACAAACCACAUCUCAACGUGAUGGUUUCCUCCCCGAUUGGCACAGUGUUUUGGAAGUCCGUUUGCAUGGAAGGCAAGGACAAGGAUUCAGCGGCUUACUUCAAGCUGCUGGAAGGAGUCAUUGAGGAGGUCGGUCCGCGGUCCAUCGUUGGCGUCGUGAUGGAUAAUGCGAGGGUCUGUGCGAAGGCCGAGAAGAUGGUGGAGGCGAAGUACCCCGGGAUCUUCAGUGUGGGCUGCAAGGCCCAUGCGUUGGACUUGGCAUUAGAAGACAUGUACAAACGGUUGGACUGGAUCAAGGAAGUCGUCGACAAGGGGAACCGAGUGGGCAAGUUUGUGACGAACAUCGACAAGGUUCGCGCAAUGUUCAACAGAAUCGCGAACGCCCAACUCAAACGCCCAGCCGUCACGAGGUUCGCAACGAACUUCGAAAUGCUGGAGUCGCUGAAGAGAGGGAGGACUCCACUUGAGUUGUGCGUCGGGAACGUGGCGUGGGUUGACAAGUUGGUGAGGCCCGAUCAGGUGGUUGCAUUCAACGCUGUCACGCGCAUCAUUGUGGACAGCGAAGGGUUUUGGGACGAGGUCGACAAAGCAAUUGCUGUCAUGGAGCCCGUGGUCAAGCUGUUGCGUUUGGUGGACGGUCCCGGAGCGACUGUCGGCAAAGUGUACUUCGGCAUGGACGAGAUCGUGGCACGAAUGCGGGUCCUCGACUGUCUGACGCAGGACGAAAAAGUAGUGGUGGAGAACAUUCUCAUGGACCGGUGGGCAUUCAUGACAUCCGAGUUGCAUUGCGCUGCAGCGUUUCUCGAUCCUGAGUACCGGUCGCAGACAUUGCGGGACACGGAGAUCCGCGAAGGGUUCAACAUUUGGCUUUAUUCGUGGGCGCCAACGGAGUUGCUGAGGGAAAUCAGCAAGCAAGUCGACACUUGGGUCUGCGGGGAAGGCACACUCGGGACACUGAACGCGAAGGAGCAGGCCAAAGUGCAAACACCAGCACUCUGGUGGGAGGCGUUCGGGGGAUCAUUGGACCUCCUCCAACCGCAGGCCAUCAAGCUUCUCGGCCAGGUGAGCUCUUCGGCCGCGUGCGAGCGCACCUGGAGUUUGCACCAGCUCAUCUACGGACAGCGGCGCACCAAACUCCUGCCCGAGAGACUGGCGAAGCUGGUUUACAGCAAUUGGAACAUCCAAUUGACCACUCAGAGGGGGCGAGGAGAGACGGAGGACAACCACAUUCCUUGGAAGGACAACAAGCUUGCGAAGAUGGAGGUUGAGGAGUGGUACGAAGACAGGACCAGGCAAGUCAUUGAGGGGAGAGCCGCUGAUGCAACCGCGGCAGAGGUUGCAGAUGAUGAUGAUGGAGAUGGCCCUUUGGUGCGCACGUGGCAAAAGAAUGAUGAGGAGGACGACCUCGAGGAGGACGACAUCGCCCUACUCGGCUCAGUGCAACGCACUUGGCAUGCGAACACGAAGUCAGGGAAGCAUAGAGUGCGUGAGCUGCGCAGGAAGUCGGGCCUCCAAGAGCCCGAACCUUCAUUCCUUUACACGCUGAAGGGCCGUGACCGUGCCAUGAGCGCACGACAAGCAGGUGAUUGGGUGCACGGGAGGGAGGAGGCGUCAGGGCGUCGGCAACGGAAACGAAAGGCAGCAACACCCGAGCCCGAUGAAGCACGGCCAACGCGCAAGGGGAAGAGUAAGGAGGGAGGUGAUGAAGUCGCACCGCCGAAAAGGAAGAGGGGGCGGCCUCCUCUUUCACCGGCAAAGAAGGCUGCAGCCAAGGCUGCGAAGAAGGCCGCAGAAGACGAAGCGGCUGCAGCCAAGGCUGCAAAAGCAUCCAGUGCUGCAGAGGCAAGGCCGAAGAGGAAGGGCAUGGAGGACGACGAUGACAAUCUGUGUGGCCAGGCCGAAGUGCAGUCUUCUGAAUCGACGUCAUCGUCGUCCGAAGAAAGCGGCAAGAGUCGGGGGAGGAGGCAGAGUAGGGCGGCAAUUAGUACAAUCAAAGUACUGUUCACGUUGUUGCGUGUUUUUCAAAGGCCGGACUUUUAACCAUGUCAAGUGUCCCCCGUGUUCGGCGCAUUUUCUAAAUUUUGAUGAAGGUUUCCGAAAUUUUGAGUCUUUCUUACUCUUUUUGAAGAUUUUCAGUUUGUGUGUUCUUUGGAAUUCGGUUCAUAACUUUUGUAUUCUUUGGAAACUGUUGUAUGAUUGUAUCUCCUGUUUUUGCCAUUGGUGAUUGCUGUGUGUGUGGAAACUGUGGACAUGCUCUCCUUUGCUGUGAUCUAAGUGCCGUGUCU
Molecule: messenger RNA, 2986 nt
Organism: Chara braunii
Lineage: Eukaryota; Viridiplantae; Streptophyta; Charophyceae; Charales; Characeae
Source: the annotation of a GenBank genome assembly